UUUUAAAGAGCCUGAAACUCAGAGGACUCUUCAGCUGCGGUAGUGAGAGAGCAUGGCUGCUAAACAAUCCGAGGAGCCCGGCGAGGGAAAUAACUCUGAGGGCCAAUGUAAUGGAUUUCUGAUGAAGCUCAGAGCGUUCAAACCAUCGGAGGUUCUCACUUGGCAGCUUGCUAAGACACUGGCCAUGGGUCAGGGUCUGGCGGGUCUCAUCUGUGGCACCGCCGUAUCCUCUCAGUACCUGGCCACAGAGUUCCAGGUGAACACACCUAUGCUGCAGAGCUUCCUGAACUACACACUGCUGUGUGCCACCUAUACCACCAUGCUGAUCUGCAGGAGAGGGGAUGGAAAUAUUUUACAGAUUCUUAAGAGAAGAUGGUGGAAGUACCUACUGCUGGGUCUGGUGGACGUGGAGGCCAACUACACCGUGGUUAAAGCCUAUCAGUACACCACUCUCACCAGCGUGCAGUUGCUGGACUGCUUUGUGAUCCCGGUCCUGAUGCUUCUGUCCUGGUGGAUUCUGAAGACCCGCUAUAAGCUGAUCCAUUAUGUGGCCGUCUGCCUCUGUCUGCUGGGGGUGGGGGCCAUGGUGGGGGCUGACCUGCUGGCUGGAAGAGACCAGGGCUCCUCCUCCAACAUCUUACUAGGCGACGGUUUGGUGCUGCUCAGUGCAGCUCUGUAUGCUGUGUCUAAUGUGUCUCAGGAGUACACAGUGAAGAAUCUGAGUAGAGUGGAGUUCCUAGGAAUGAUUGGCCUGUUUGGGACCAUCAUCAGCACCGUCCAGAUGGUGAUCCUAGAGCGCAAUGAGAUUCCCGGCAUCAUCUGGAGCUGGCAAGUUGGGCUCCUGUUCUCUGCUUAUGCUUUGUGCAUGUAUGCUUUGUACAGCUUCAUGCCCAUAGUGAUGAAACUGAGCAGCGCCACCUCCGUCAACCUCUCCCUCCUAACCGCAGAUCUCUUCAGCCUCUUCUUUGGGAUCUUCCUCUUCCAGUACAAUUUCUCUGGACUCUACCUGGUCUCCCUCGUGGUCAUCCUUGUUGGCUUCAUCACCUUCAACGCUGUGCCAACACCCACCGUCUCCACAGACGCCAACACCUCUUCGUCUCCCUCUUCUAUCUACGAGGAAAGCGUUUAUGAGAAUCCUGGGGCGACAGGGAAUGAAUUCGCCACUGAGGAAGCGGCUGUUAGCAUCCCUGCAGAGCUUGAAGAGGAGGAGGAUGUGAAUAAGACGAGGGCUUCAGAUUUAUCAAUGAGCCUUGGACAGGAAACAUUUCAAGUUGGAUUCAGCACUAAACUGUGAACAACUAAAGAGCAGAAAAUCUGUGCAAAUAGAAAAUGUUUUCUUUGUUUUUCUUCUUCUUUUUGUAGCUUAUAAUGAGAGUUUAUUUUCUGGUGUCAAAAUCCUUCAUUCCUGAGGAAUGUUUGGCACCGUAUCUUAAAGUUUUUGCUCCAUGGGAGGUUAAAUAAUAGGAAAUAAAGCAUGAAUGUACAGGCUUUGAGGGCAGCAGUGUAGACUCGUCCUUAGUCCUUACGGUCAGAAGGUGCUGGGUUUAAAUCUCAGGGAGGUUGAGGCCUUUUUUAAGAAAUGUAUUCUUUGUCAUAUAUAUAUAGUUUCUCACACAAUUCAACAACAUGCCAGCUGGUAGCUCGAAAAUGCUCUUAAAUACUGAUAUCCCAGAACCCUGAAAAGAAUUGAGGUGCUACAGAAAAAUCGAGUAGAAAUAGAUUUUAUAUUUAGAUAGGAAAUUCAGAUUUGUCAGCAACAAAACAAAAAGGCAAAUAAUAGCAUGAAGGUAUAAAAACUAAGAAGAGACUAUACAGCAAAGGAGAACGCUUAAUGUGUGAAAAGAAACUAUGCGCAGCUAUAAGGUGCCAUACAUCAGAUCAAAUAGAAAAAUAAACAGCAGCCCAUGUAGAAAAGAGGGAGUAAUCUGUGACCUGCAGCUCAGGAGUCUCAUUUGUCGCUUUAUUCAACCCAGAGUUACUGUCUUCUCCAACAGAGUGACCCUGAUGGCAGUUAUAAAACUUCAUGGCUUUUAACUCAUUUUACAUAAACAUGGAAUUAAAGAAAAUGUUUUCAUCACGGUUUU
Messenger RNA from Cyprinodon tularosa, 2084 nucleotides. Its product is annotated as solute carrier family 35 member F2-like. Gene Ontology annotation, biological process: transmembrane transport. Gene Ontology annotation, cellular component: membrane. Lineage: Eukaryota; Metazoa; Chordata; Actinopteri; Cyprinodontiformes; Cyprinodontidae. Gene Ontology annotation, molecular function: transmembrane transporter activity. The record is from RefSeq and is a predicted model, not a curated record. The coding region runs from base 53 to 1294 and encodes 413 amino acids. The transcript is spliced from 9 exons.